Symbiodinium pilosum is the source of this 639-nucleotide messenger RNA. Lineage: Eukaryota; Dinophyceae; Suessiales; Symbiodiniaceae. The record is from the annotation of a GenBank genome assembly.
GUUGCCGCGUUGGUGGUGGACAACGGCAGCGGCAUGUGCAAGGCCGGCUUCGCGGGCGACGACGCUCCGCGCGCGGUCUUCCCCUCCAUCGUGGGCCGCCCCAAGAUGCCGGGCAUCAUGGUGGGCAUGGACCAGAAGGACCUUACUGCAACAGAGGGUGUCCUCACUCUGAAGUACCCCAUCGAACACGGCAUUGUUACCAACUGGGAUGACAUGGAGCCUCGGAAAUCUGUCACCCUUCGAUCGCAGCAGAACUGCGCAUACCCGGAACAGGAGAAGAUCUGGCACCACACUUUCUACAACGAGCUGCGCGUCGCCCCAGAGGAACAUCCUGUUCUGUUGACAGAGGCCAACCGCGAGCGUAUGACGCAGAUCAUGUUCGAGACCUUCAACGUACCGGCCAUGUACGUAGCCAUCCAGGCCGUUCUGUCCCUCUACGCCUCCGGGCGAACCACCGGCAUUGUCAUGGACCAUGACAGCGGCGACGGCGUGUCGCACACCGUGCCCAUCUACGAGGGCUACGCCCUGCCCCACGCCAUCCUCCGACUGGACUUGGCCGGCCGUGACCUCACGGAGUACAUGAUGAAGAUCCUGACCGAGCGCGGCUACUCCUUCACCACCACGGCGGAGCGUGAGAUU